Caenorhabditis angaria is the source of this 345-nucleotide messenger RNA. Lineage: Eukaryota; Metazoa; Nematoda; Chromadorea; Rhabditida; Rhabditidae. The record is from the annotation of a GenBank genome assembly.
AUGUCCUUCCAGCUCACGCUGUUCACCGUGCUCCUCAUAUUUAUCGCUAUUGUUCUUGGUAAGGGCUGAUUAAGGAAUAAUUAAUUAAUUAUGAUUUUCAGGACAACAUGUUGGCUCCCAACCAGACUCGGCUGAAAACGAAGCUCUGCUUGCUGCAGAUGCUGACGAAUUCAACUCGUUGAUGGAGUACCUUCAAGUGAGUUUUUGAGAUAAUGUCUAACAUGAGUAAUAUUUUUUUUGAAGAAAACCAAUCCGAACGCGGUGAGAAGUAUGCAAAAACGUUGGGCAAACCAAGUGAGAUUUGGAAAGCGCGCAAGUUGGGCCAGCUCGGUGCGAUUCGGAUGA